Molecule: messenger RNA, 633 nt
Organism: Varroa destructor (honeybee mite)
Lineage: Eukaryota; Metazoa; Arthropoda; Arachnida; Mesostigmata; Varroidae
Gene: RpS17
Product: ribosomal protein S17
Biological process (GO): translation
Cellular component (GO): ribosome
Molecular function (GO): structural constituent of ribosome
Source: RefSeq, a predicted model, not a curated record
GCUCCUGAACAACAAACAACCAACUGGUUCCGGUUUCGAAAGGUCUUUUUCCGCUUUGUCGGAGUCAGGAAAGCCACGUUUUGGGUUGUUUUAUGUGAAAAUUCAGGAAUUAGAGCCAUUUUUGUCACGUUUCGCAAUACCAGUGCAAGCAAUGGGUCGUGUGCGGACCAAGACAGUAAAGAAGACGGCUCGUGUCAUGAUAAAUUGGCACUACACGAAGUUAACGUUGGAGUUCCAUACAAACAAGCGUGUUUGUGAAGAAAUCGCCUCUAUUCCUUCAAAGCCACUCCGCAAUAAGAUUGCCGGUUAUGUGACACAUCUGAUGAAGCGCCUGGAGCGCGCCCCUGUGCGCGGCAUAUCUAUUAAAUUGCAAGAAGAAGAGAUGGAACGUCGUGACAACUACGUUCCUGAAAUAUCGUGUCUUGAGCAAGACACGAUUGAAAUCGACUUGGAUACAAGUGAAAUGCUUAAGGCACUCGACAUAAACCCGUCCAAUGGUUUACGCGUUGUUGGUGUCGGGCCUCAGCCAGAAGGUUAUCGUCGCUAAGCGUUAUUAAAAAAUGAAUCCGUUGGUAAAGCAAGCUCGAGUCAAUAAAUAAACGCUAUGACGGAACUAUGACGCUCAGUGGUGAA